AUGGGAAAUAAUAUCCCGAAAGAUGCUAGUUUUGAGUAUCAAAUCAUUAAUAAACUUGGCACCAUUUCAAUCACCUAUGAAGAUCUGAAAGGCAAUUUCACAUUCCCUAAAAUGCCAAAUAAAAAAACACUUGUUUUAGAGGAAUUUCGUAAAUUUCUAGAUGAAAUCAUCCUGCUUCCCUCAGAUAAACACAUUAUUGAACAAUUACCAUUGAAAAUCAAGUGGAGAUUAAUACAUAGACAUAAUAUCGAAAAAGAAAAACUGUCAGAUAUAAUUCCGCAUUUGGAAGAAAGUGAGAAAUCAGAGAUACAACAUCUCGUUGAUGAAUGUGUUUCUAAACCAUCUACUAUAGCCCUGCAAAAUCUGCAAAGAAAAUUGGAAAAUCCAGAGGAGGAUGAAUGGGAUCAGUUUCUUAUAUAUCGAGGUUUAUUUAAAUUAUUAGAAGUCUUAGAACAAUGUGAACUCAAUGCAAGAUCAACUAAAAAUUACAAGUUAUGCGUUGCUUUCCUUAGAUUCAUCUAUUUCAUUAAUCAAUCAGAACUAGCAAGCGAUGACUUAUCUUCCAUUCCUGGAGCCUUCAGAAUAAUAUUUGCUAAUUUUCACCCUGUUCACAUAGAAAUGAGUUGCCUAGUCUUGGAGAUCUUUGCUGGUGAAAAUGGUCUAAUUUAUAAGGAUAAUGUUGAAGAUAUUGUAGAAUCCUUCGCAUCCUAUCGUAAAGAUCACUCAUUAAAAUAUCGACUUGAAAUCUUUGUUAGGACUGUGUACUAAUCGGAUAACAUCAUGAUGGUAGUCAAUAUCUUGGGAUUCUUACGAAAUAUCUAACCUCACAUUAGAAAUGAAUUAGAAUCCUCUGUCAUCUCUCCUUACAAUUUUGCUGCCAUCCUUAAGCUCAUUGAACAAAGAAUCAACGAAUAUAAUAUUGAUGCUUGUACAUACGAAUCUAUCUAAAAUAAGUUGAUUAAAUAUCAAAAUGUUGAUCAUUUCUUUAAACAAAAAUCACCCUUCAUUAAGAAUCCCAUUUUGUUCAAUGAAUCUCGUGAAGAUCAAUCUAAAACUGAAACUAUUUAGUUUACCCAAUUACCUCAAGAAGGAGAGGCACAAUUUUACUUAGAAAAACAUGACGAAGCAUCAUUUCAAUUAUAACAACAAAACCUCUUGCAAAUCAUUAAGGAAAUUCGUAACUUUGAAUUUGAUUCAGAAAGAAAACCUACCAAAAUCAUUGAAUUUUCAGAUCAAAAGCUUUUUGAUAUUGUUAAGUAAUAAUCCCUACAACUCGAUUCCUACGGUAAAUUCCUAACCAUCUUAAAUUUCAUGUCAAAUCUAAAAGUGAGAGAUAUGUGGGAAUUGAGUGAAUAAGCUCUCUAAAGGUUGCUUAUAGACGAAGAAGAUGAUGAAAUUAUUGAGAUUCCUAAACAUGAUCAAAUCUAUGAGGAUUACGAAAAAGCACAGCAAUCCAUUAGAGACUUAGAAAAAUAAAUUAAAUCAAUAAUCCAGGGUUAAAAGCAGGCCCAAAUGUAGCUAACUUCAAAAGAAUAGGAAGUUAUUAAACUAAAUGAAAAAAUUACUCAAACCAAUUCCUUGCAAUAAGAAUAUCUAAGUUAAAUUGAUAAAUUAACCAAAGAAUUAGAAACUAUCAAAGCCUAAACAAUCUUAAAAGAAGCUCAAAAUAUUGAGUAAUCAAAAGAAAUUGAGAAACUUUAAAAUCAAAUUAAGAACCUUGAAAAACUUAACUAAACUAUUUAAGCCGCUGGGCCUUCAAAUACUUCUUAAUCAGUGCCCCAAUAACCUCCAAAUGCUCCUUCACUUCCUCCUCCUCCACCUCCCCCUCCUCCUCCAGUUAAAUCAGCUCCUUUACCUCCACCACCUCCUCCUCCAAAAAUUGCAGCACCUCCUCCUCCUCCACCACCGCCCAUGAAAGCAGGACCUCCACCUCCACCACCUCCUCCAGGAGUUCCCCGUCCUCCUGGAGGUCCCCCUCCACCACCACCUCCUCCUGGUAGUAAAGCAGGUGGUCCUCCACCACCUCCUCCUCCAGGAGCUCCAUAACCACCUGGAGGAUCUGCACCACCUCCCCCUUUUGGAGCUCCUCCAUAGCCACAAAAUUAAGGCUUAAAAUAAAAAUAAAAUCCCAGCGUUCCUAUGAAACCUGUUUAAUGGACGAUAAUCACUUAAAAAGCAUAAAUAAAAGAUACUAUAUUUGAGAAUAUCAAGGAUUUAGAUGUGAAAUUGGAUAUUGAAUUUUUAGAAAAAGAAUUCUCAAAAAAACAAUAAGCUCAAUAAGCAGAUUCAAAUCCUAAAUCCUAAUCAGCUUAGCCUUAAAAAAUCUCCUUACUGCAACCUGAGAGAUAAAAGAAUAUGGAGUUAGUCUUGAUGAAAUUGAAAAUAUCUCCAACUUUAUUAUAUGAAGCUUUGAUUAAAUGUGAUGAAAAAAUCCUAACAUUACCAACACUAGAAAGUUUAGAUGUAAUCACACCAACAGAAGAUGAAAUAGGAACUGUGCAGGGUUACGAUGGAGAUAAAGAAUUGCUUGGUAAUCCGGAGAAAUACAUCCUGAAGAUUUCCCAAUUAAAGGGAUUCUCUAUCAGAAUUAAAGCCCUUAAAUUUUCUUGCUAAUACGUUGAAUACGUAACGGAUCUAGAUGCUUAAAUUACUUCACUUGAUGUGUUUAAUGAUUUACUUGCCAUGGGAUGGGUUACUUAAUUGAUUGAAUAUUCGUUGGCUGUUGGUAAUUAUCUGAAUGGUUAAUCUGCCAAAGGAGGAGCUUGGGGAUUCAAAUUAGAAUAAAUUGAAAAAUUAACUGAUGUGAAAGGCUUAGAUAAUAAAUCUAAUGUUCUAUAAUAUAUUAUUAAGCAGAUUAAGUUCAAUGAAGAGAUAGAUUUGGACAGAUUUGAUAUCAUUACUAAAUUACCUAUAACUCAACUGAACACAAAUUUAAAUGAAAUUAAAAAAGGUCUGAAUACAGUAUCUAAAGCAAUUGAAUGCAAAUCAAAUGAUGAAAAUGAUAAAAUUGUUGAUACUUUGAAGGAUGUAUAAUCAAAAUUAUAAGAGAAUACCAAGGAUUUGGAAUUAAAAAUACAAAAAUUGGACACGGAUUAUAAAAAGACAGCUAAAUUUUUAUGCGAGAAUCCUGCUGAUGCAAGUGAUAAAUUCGGAGAAAAGUUAAUGAAAUUUUUAAGAUGCAUUAAAUAAUAACGAGAUAAGAUAAGAGAGGAAGAGCUUAAACAAUAGAAAUAAUAAUAGUAAUAAUAAUAAAAUACAAAAAAACAAUAAGAAUAAUAAUAGCAAUAAUAACAAUAAUAAUAAAAGGCUGAUGUUAUACCUUCUUCUAUGAAGAGUUCAUAAACAAAGACUUAAACCAAUAAAAUGGUUAUUCGAUCCAGUAUUUUGUAAGCAUAAAGACCAAGUAUGAUGGUGAAUAGCUUAAGAAAAAAGAGUUAAUUUUUAAAAUUAAUUGGUUGA
This is a messenger RNA of Paramecium tetraurelia, 3459 nucleotides long. RefSeq lists its product as uncharacterized. The transcript has 3 exons. The record is from RefSeq and is a predicted model, not a curated record. Lineage: Eukaryota; Ciliophora; Oligohymenophorea; Peniculida; Parameciidae.